CCUAUUAUCCUUCCCAGAUUUUAUAGAAUGGCGGAUAGUAUCAAUUGACACUUUGCCUGCUUAAAAUAAUAUAUCACACCCUGUUUUUCUUACUAACCUGCAGCAUAGGAAAAUUAUCGAUUUCACUUAAUAGCCGUUAAGAUAAGAGCUGUAUUUUUUAUUGGCUAUUCAACAGUUAAAUCGAAUGCCCAGGUACAAUUGCAAGAUUUUGGGAAGGCUUAAUACUAAGAAGGAUGGAAAACUGCAAAAAGGAGCACAGGCUUAUUUUACCUGUACCAAUGUUUCACACUGAUUACAACAUCUGGGCUGUAUUAAAAAACUGCAUAGGAAAAGAACUAAGUAAAAUUACCAUGCCUGUUGUAUUUAACGAGCCAUUGAGUUUCCUCCAACGGAUGGCUGAAUACAUGGAGUAUGCUCAUCUACUCAAAGUCGCUUCUCAACAAGAAGAUCCACUAAAAAGAUUGCAAUAUGUUAUUGGUUUUGCUGUAAGUGCCUUGGCAUCUAAUUGGGAGCGCUUGGGAAAACCAUUUAAUCCCUUAUUGGGUGAAACCUAUGAGUUAGAAAGGGAAGAUUUUAGGAUCGUCUGUGAGCAAGUUAGUCACCAUCCACCUGUCUCAGCAUUUCAUGCUGAGGGGGGAGAUGAUUGGGUUUUUCAUGGAUCGAUUCACCCCAAAUUAAAAUUUUGGGGUAAAAGCGUCGAGAUUCAACCUAAAGGCACCAUAACUGUUGAAUUUCCAAAGCUGAAAGAAGCAUACACCUGGACAAAUGUCACUUGUUGCGUUCACAAUAUCAUCAUGGGCAAAAUGUGGAUGGAGCAAUGCGGAAAUAUGGAAAUUAUAAGCCAUGGUUCAACCUAUAAAGCCAAUUUAACAUUCAAACAAGCUGGCGGUAGCUCAAAAAACCUACAUAGGGUUGAGGGAUAUAUAUCAGACAAAAGUAAACAAAAACUCUUUCAUAUUUAUGGUAAAUGGACUGAGUAUAUUAAAUGUGUUGACUACAAUUCAUAUGAGGAGUAUACAAAAGAACAAAAGCUGAAGAAUGAUCAGAGGAGUAAGAGCCCCAAUGAGUCUCCCUCCCACACAUCCAAAAAGAUGCUGCAAAAAUUCAACAGCUUGAAAGUAGCAACAUUUAAAUCUCAAAAUUCUACGCAAGAAGCUGAUGACUGUGACCCUGAAGAACUGCCGAAAGGUGAUGCUAAUAUAAAUAUUGAGAUAGCCAACUCUACAACUCUUUGGCAAGUAGCGCCAAGGCCUCCACAAAGCGGAGAUUAUUAUCAAUUUACGGAAUUCGCAAUGUCGUUAAAUGAAAUAGAGCAAGGAAUGGAAAAAGUAAUUUGUCCAACCGACUCCAGAUUGAGGCCUGACAUUAGAAAAUUAGAGCAAGGAGAUAUUGAUGGAGCUGCCAUAGAAAAAACUAGAUUAGAGGAGAAGCAGAGAGAUGCUAAUAAAAGCAGAAAAAGCAAAAAUGCUACUCAGUGGUCACCAAGAUGGUUUAAGCAGGGCAUAAACCCAUAUACUCAACAAGAAGAUUGGAUCUCAAAUGGUAACUACUGGAAAAGACAAUAUCCAGAAGAUUUAGAUAUUUUCUAAGCCCUAAAAUAAUAAAAGCACCUAUUAUUAAAGUAGAAGUAAAUUGUUCAGAAAUAUUGUAGUAUUUUGUAGGCAAAAUUAUACUAGAAUUGCCGGUAUAUAAUUAGAAAGGAUUCUGAACCACCAACUCUUAAUUAUCUAAAACUAUUUUUACAGCAACCUUUACUGAAUUUCUUGUGAUAUUACUAAAAAUGAAUAUUAAUUUAUCUUUUAUUUUUAAAUUCAUAUAUUAUACAAUUUUAUUUUUUACAUGCUGUUUUUCGUAAUAAAAUAUCUUGUGCGUUGUAGAACAAAAAUUGGUCAAUUAAAUUAAUAGUUAUUUGCUAGAAAGAAUUUGUAUUAGUUGAUUUUAAAGUAAAUAAUAUCGUUUAUAGGAUCUCAGCCACUCACAUUUAGAAAUGAGUAUUGCAAAAUUGGUAGUUUGUGUCAAACUUGACAAAAAGUUGGUUAAGCAGCUAUAUGUGCUUCCAUGUAUGAGUAUUAUAAAACAAAAAAUUAAACUUUUAUAUUUCAUUCGAUAAUAUGAUGUUGGCUAAUCUAAAGAAAUCAUAAUAUUACCUAAAAAAUUAUUAUCGUUACAUCGUAUUAAAAUUAUAUCAUUUUAUUUGCUGUUGAAUAAUUUAGAAACUCUUAAAUAAUUUUUUUUUUAUAAAUCAAUAUUAAAGCCAGCUAAAUUUCCACAAAACUGAAAGAAUUCAAAAUUUCACUAAACAAAAUGAGUAACAAAAAAUAAAUAAAAAAUUAGACAUUUAAGAAGUAAGUGAUGAUCAAGAAGUUGGCAUAGAAGGAAUAUUUUAACAAAUAGUAAGUUUUACCAUUAAUAAAUGUCACUAGAUAUUUUAAUUUAACAACGAAACUUAAUGAUUAAGCAUAAAAGGAUUUUUUUGCAAAUAACAAACUUUGGUUUGCAAAAAUAUCGGACAGUUCAAGAGAAUCAAAUAAUAUUAUGAUUUCUAGACGCAAAUAUUAGUCGCUACGGUAUAUUAUCCUAUUAUAUAUAGUGAUCUUUUACUUUAAUUGUUAUUCUGUAUAAUUUUUAACGGGUUUAAAUUUGAUUUUUUAUUAAUAACAAAUUUAAAGACAUUUUAAUAGAAUAUUAAUAGGAGCCGACUUAUUUGAUUUAUUAGCAUUACUUGUAAUUACAUAUAUUUAAGUUAUAAUAUUCUAUAAUUAAAAAGCCUAAAAAAGACUGAUUCGUGCAAUAUUUCCUCAUUUUAUCACUUUAAUAAAUAAUAUAAGAUCACUAUAUAAGACAAUAUUUGAUAAAAAUGUAGAUAAUUUUCACAAAAGCUAAUUUAAUUUUAACCUGUUUCUUAUUUUGACAUAUUUCCAUAUAUAUAUUUUCAAUAGCUUUUUAAGGAGUAAUGAAAUUGCUGAAAAAGUUUUGCGCCUCAAUAUUAGUUUUUCGAAAUAUUAGCAGUCCGUGUGUAAAUUAAAAGGAAUAGGUAUCAAAAAGCUUAAAAUGUAGAUGUAUAGAUAUUAACAUACCAAAAUAUGUAUAUCAGAAAAGGCAAUAAUUUUUUUUUGUAUUCAAUAUUUUAUAGAUUACGUAUGGAAUUUGUUGAUAUUAUAGAUUUCUUUAGUGAUGUUAAUCGUUAACUCAGGUCAUUUAGGUAAAUUAUACAGAAUGGUCCAUUUUAAUAUAUGCACCAAAAUUGCUCCGAAAGAAAGCGAGAUACAGAAAAAUGUUUAAGACAAAAGUUGCUAAGGAUAAAUGAAGACAUGAAUCUGUGACGGUCGUUUUGACCUUGAGAUCGUUUUAGCUGUUUAUUUUAAAAAUAGUUUAACAUAUGGAUCAAGCAGAAAUGGUCAAAUAAUCUUAACCAUCUCGAUCUUGAAGUCAAUUAUCAAGGUCGUUUUUAGUAAGUUGUGGUAGACGUAUAAUUUUCGAAUCUUGUAUCAAAAAUAAGGAUUGUUAUUUAUAAGAAUUGCUCUGACCUUGAAAAAUUACCUUCACAGGUACAUUACCCCCUCUGUUCUCAACAACUUUGGUGUAAAACAUUUUUCUGUAUCUCGCUUACUUUCGAAGCUAUUUGGGUGGAUAUAUUAAAACGACCCAUUCUAUAUAUCGCAAAAUAUAGUUCAAAACAGUUUAUUAUUUUUGCUUAAGAAGAUAAAAGAAUGUAUGCCCUGUCUAGAAAGAGUUUAGAAUAGAUAAACAUAGUUUCGUAUUAGAUUAUUAAAUAAUCCGAAUAAUUAUACAUGGUUAUUUUAAAGAAAAGUAAUUCAACAAAAUCAUUUUGGUGCUACUUCGUAAAAUGUUUUCUGUCAUUGAAUAAAUAUUUAAUUAAAAGAAAAAUUUUUGAAUGACCGUGUAUAAUAAAUAGUACUUUUAUUUUAGCUCAAAUUAUUAGCAAUAUUUUUUCAUUGGAGGCUAAGGCUUUAGGAAACUUCUAUAUACACAUCACCAACAAUGUCCGAAAGGCAGUAAGUAAAGAGAAAUUUGAUUUGCUUUUUCUUCGAAAUAAAACAGUUUAAACGAUAACCUAAUUUGGAAACUCAUAGUCUUGAGAAAAUCUAAAGAUGUCGUUUUACCAGUUUCAUUUAAAUUAAAUAUGUUAAUGACAAAUUUAGUUAGAUAAAGUACUAUUUGGAGUUCGAAAUGCUUUAGUUAUUCGAGUAACGAUCUAUCGUACUUUGUUGGUAAGAUAUGUAUUUUAAACAAAAAGUCAAUGUUUGGGAACACUAGAAAAGGUAAAGCUGAUGGUUGUAGCAAGAUAUAUACUGUUAAAAAAUAAAAUAUUUAUUUCA
Molecule: messenger RNA, 4340 nt
Organism: Anthonomus grandis grandis
Lineage: Eukaryota; Metazoa; Arthropoda; Insecta; Coleoptera; Curculionidae
Product: oxysterol-binding protein-related protein 2
Exons: 9
Coding region: 234-1589 (451 amino acids)
Cellular component (GO): cytosol; membrane; intracellular membrane-bounded organelle
Molecular function (GO): sterol binding
Source: RefSeq, a predicted model, not a curated record